AUGUCCUCUGCCUUUCCCACAGCCCCAGCGGGGGUGUCAUCCUUUUGCCAGCGAGCUUGGGAGCAGGUGCUUUCCAAGGUGAAGCGGGCGGUCGUUUUCAUGGACGCCGCUUGUGCCGAGAGCCUCCACUGGACGUGCGGGGGAGCCGGGAGGCUGCUGCAAGCCGGGGCUCUCAACGUCAAAGAGUUCUCCAGCUUCGAGUCUGGUGCCGCCGAGCAGCCCAAGGCCGUGUUUGUGGUCGGCACCCUGCUGAAAGGGAGGACCGUGGACAUCAUUCGCGACAUUGUGAGUCUCAGCAACUUCCAGUACAGUGUGGUUUUCACAGCCGUCAGCCACGCAGUGCACCUGCAGGCUCACAAUGCCUCUGGCGGUGCCGAGGCGGAAGGGGGCAGCCGAGUGGUUUUUGACCAGUUUGAAGAAAAGCUUUGCCAAUGGAUGGGUAACAUGAACUACACUGCAGAAGUACAGCAUGCUGCCUUGUUUCUGGCACCCAUCUCACCCCACCUCUUCGUGCUACCUGCCUUUUCUUGUCUUUUUCCCCUGAUGGCUCAGGAUUUGUCUCAGAUCAAUAAUGGCAGACCGGAGAAGAAAAAAAUUGCUAACUUGAAUGAUGUUGAAUUUUCCUCUCUGUCCUCAGAGCUGCAGCUUGAGAUCAGGACACUGGUGUCUGGUUUGAACGCUUUAUUUGAGUACCUAGGUGUGCGGGAGGAAUGUUUUGCUGUUGGGCCAAUGAGCAAGAUCAUUGCAGGGGAUCUAGCAAAUUACUCCCAAGGCAAGACCAGAAGGAAAACUGCUCAGAGUAGAGCCUCUAUUAUUUUUGUGGAUAGGACAUUAGACUUGACAGGAACAGUUGGUCAUCAUGGUGACAACUUAGCAGAGAAAAUUCUCUCUGUGCUUCCCAAACUUCCAGGUCAUGCAAAUGAUGUGAUGGUCAGCAUGGUGGAACUCACAGCCUUGCAGACUGACGAUGCAAGUUGCCACAUCAUAGCACCAGGCUGCUUGGCGCAACCAGCUGAUUCAGCUGCUAAAGCGCUGUGGGAGUCCUUGAUGAAUCUCAAGCAAAAAGAAGCUGUGAUGGAAGUAAGGAGACACCUAGUGGAAGCGGUGAGCAGAGAGAAUUUGCCGAUCAAGAUGAGCAUGGGAAGAGUCACCCCUGAACAGCUCACCUCAUUUAUCCAGCUCUUCAAAAAGAAAUUUGAAGCUCUGGAGAACCACUGUGGGCUUUUGCAGAUUGCACUAGCCACGGUGCAGACACUAAAGAACCCUCGAAAUGCCAAAUGGGACAACUUCUUAGCCUUUGAAAGGCUCCUUAUGCAGAAUCUUGGGGAAUCAGCACUGCCUGGUGUCCUGAACCAAUUACUGCCGAUAAUCAAGUCACAUAACAACAGGACAGAUGAUGAUUAUACCCCUGAAGACCUCUUUAUCUUGCUGGUGUAUAUUUAUUCCAUCACUGUAGAAGUUAAUACUGGGAAAGAGUUAGAUGAGGCUGAAAGAAAAGUGAAAGAGUCACUUGUCCAUUCGAUUUGUGAUGAACCUGAGCUAUCUACCUUCCUGCAGAAAAUAACAGGCUGCGAGUCUUCGCUGGAUCUGACAUGUCAGAAGGUCAUGGUUGCAGUCAAUAAGAUCUUUAAAACCCUAAGAGACAUUACAAGAGCUCGAGCACAGAUGAAACAGUUUAAUUCUGUAUAUAUCCCAGGAAGCAAUACCCUACAGGCUUCUUACAAACCAUUGCUGAAACAAGUGAUGGAGGAGAUAUGCAAUCCUGAUCGACCUGAUCCUGUUGAUAUUGAACAUAUGGCUUCUGGGCUCACCGACCUUCUGAAAACUGGAUUCAGCAUGUUUAUGAAGGUGAGUCGUCCUCACCCUGGUGAUCAUCCUUUGCUGAUCAUCUUCAUGGUCGGUGGAGUGACGGUGUCUGAAGUGAAAAUGGUAAAGGAUGUUCUAUCAGCCCACAAGCCUGGAGCACAGGUAAUCGUGCUGUCCUCAACCCUUCUGACUCCACUUGGCAUUCUUGAGUUGAUCUUUACAACAGACCAUCUUCAGCCGGACAUUGGCAUCUGAAGAGCAGAG
Euleptes europaea (tarantolino) is the source of this 2070-nucleotide messenger RNA. RefSeq names its product sec1 family domain containing 2 (gene SCFD2). The coding region runs from base 1 to 2061 and encodes 686 amino acids. The transcript is spliced from 9 exons. The record is from RefSeq and is a predicted model, not a curated record. NCBI's taxonomy places the organism in Eukaryota, Metazoa, Chordata, Lepidosauria, Squamata, Sphaerodactylidae. Gene Ontology annotation, biological process: intracellular protein transport; vesicle-mediated transport.